GUUUAACCUUUAAGCAAUAUGUCAAAAUGGUCAAAAUUGAAAAGAUUUCAUGUCUCUUGGCGUGAAAAAUAUCCGUUUUAACGGAAAAUAUUAUACCUGAAUGUAAUUCGAGGAGAAAAAAAGACUUGGAAAUGGAUAUUCGUCAAAAUUUAAUGGAACAAAUUACAGAACACGACCAUGAGUCAAAAACGACUGUACCUAUCUCAAAACUCAGCAAGUCUUUGCCAAUUGGUGUACAAUUAUCUUUGACUGUUGUGUUUACAACCCUCUAUGCGUUGUUGUUUUUGCUUAUAUGGAUGCAGUUAAUACUAAUUCUUGUCUAUAAACACAAGCGGAUUUCGUAUCAAACUGCAUUUUUAUACAUUUGUUUACUGUGGGCUGCCCUUAGAACUGUUCUAUUUUCAUUUUACUUCAACGACAGCUGUAAAGCAAAUGAGCUACCUCUCUUCUUAAAAUGGUUGCUCUAUUCAUUUCCCAUAUUCUUGCAGUUCUGUACGUUAAGUCUACUGGCGUUAUAUUUUUCCAAAGUUGUGUUAAAAUCCUUGACGACAUACGAACCUCAUGUCCGUUACAGGAAACAGCGCUGUCUGUAUGCAAUAUUUUUUGGUGUUAACUUUAUCUUUUUGACACUAAAUGUGACAGAUGUUAUACUGGUGGAAUAUGAGACUUGUUGCACAGCAAAUAUAAUACUUACAAGGGUUAUUGUGAAUGAAUCACUUUUUAUUUUCACAUCAUUUGCUCUCUGUUAUUGUAUAAUAAAGUUAUCAAAGGCCUCUACAGGAAACUUGUUACUUGAAGGACAGGGAACUAGUUUGUGCCAAGCUCUUAUUGUUUCUACCAUCAUUGGUUUGGUUUAUACAUCACGUGCUGUUUAUAAUAUUAUUGCUGUCAUACCUAAAGUUAAGCUACCUACAUUUGGCUAUGGUUGGAUAAAUGUUUCUGACGAGGGAGAAGCAGUGGAAGGAAAGGAUUUGACAACACAUGCGGCAAGAAACUAUGGAUAUGCUUCACUAGGAGUUGUCCUUUUCUGUUGGGAAUUUCUACCCACACUUUUCGUGGUUGUUUUCUUUCGAGUGAAAAGACCACAGAGAGGCUUGGGUUCAAUGCUCUCUACCAGUAAAGAGAACAGAAAAGCCUAUUUCUUCGACAAUGAUAACCGUUAUAAUUCUGAAGAUGAUCUUCCUGGGAGCACACAGAAUUUAGCUUAUGAUAUUCCUGACAAUGGCAGAUCUAACCAAGGACCUUAUACAAUCAACAACUCUAGUUUGCAUCGAAUACACUCAUACGGCUCCACUGGUCAGUCUAGUUCUACACGGUCACCUUAUAGCUAUCCAAGUCCAAUAAAAGGAAUUACUCCUACAAGAUUGUUAUCAGAUGGUAAUGAUUCAUUACUGGCUACAAAUGGUCGUUUUGACAAAAAAUAAUUCUUGUGGAAUUAAUUAAUUGAUGACUGUACAAUUGAUCUAUUAAUCAAAAAACAAGACUCAACAUUUUACUAUGCAUCAAAGCAUCAAAGGACUUUGGUGGGAAUAAGUUUUAUAGCAUUUGAUCGUUAUUUAAAGGUCAUAUCACAAAUUACUAACUUUCGAUUACAUUAGAUUUUGUAAUUUAAAAAUAUGAGAAAAUUCAUAAUAAAUCAAGCGUGUUUUUAGUCA
Xenia sp. Carnegie-2017 is the source of this 1655-nucleotide messenger RNA. Its product is annotated as G protein-coupled receptor 137Ba-like. Gene Ontology annotation, cellular component: lysosomal membrane. The transcript is spliced from 8 exons. The record is from RefSeq and is a predicted model, not a curated record. Bases 132 to 1424 code for a protein of 430 amino acids. Gene Ontology annotation, biological process: positive regulation of TORC1 signaling. NCBI's taxonomy places the organism in Eukaryota, Metazoa, Cnidaria, Anthozoa, Malacalcyonacea, Xeniidae.